UGAAAAAUCAAUGGUCAAGAUCCUCAUGAUCUUCCACUUCUCUCAUUGUGUAUAAAUAGGGAGGAUAGCCUAGAACUGGGAACUCAUCUUGUGAUCUAUAAUAACUUCCAUAUAACACAUCUUUUCUCUUCCUCAAGGAAACAGAACAAAACAUCUUCUCUUCCUCUUUCAUCACCUCUCUCUUGCUUAUGGCUUCACUUCUAGUCCUUCUCAGCUAUGCUAUGGCUCUCGCAUUAUUUGCUCCCCACGCACUGUUUCUAGUUUCCGAGGGAAGGCCAAUACGGUCAAUGCAAGAGUCUGGCUCGAUUCCAAGUGUUAAUCAGUCUGUUGUUAUAGUUGCGAAGCAAAAGGUGAUCCCGCCCUCCAUGGCAAUCAAUCAGCGAAUUGUAUUCGCACAGUCUGAUGUGACCAACAUGGAUGAUUUCCGUCCGACAUCCCCCGAGAAUAGCCCAGGAGCUGGCCAUUUGCUUGAGGAUUUCAUGAAGAAAGCUGGCGCACAGGAGCAGACCAGGCACAUGACUGUUAAGGACAUCCAUCCUCUUACCGGGUCAUCAGUACUAGGUGACUUCCGAUCUACGGAACCUGGACACAGUCCCGGUGUUGGACACACUGCUGGGAAUGUGAACUCAGACCCCAAACACUAGGCGGAUAUGUUAUUUAAUGUACAGCAAAUAAGCAAGCGCCUUUCACGUUAAGGCCCUAUGCGCAAGCAAUUGAUUCUCUCAAGUAUUUUCUAUUAUCACCACUGUCCUCUCUCUAAGGAAGAACGAAGAGAGAGCAGGUUACGUAUAUAUGUUGCAAGAAUUUGGAGUGUAUAUGUAGGAUGAAGCCAUGUAAUACUAUUGAUAUAUUGUGAGCGAAAAAGAAAAAAAAAUGUCGUUUGUUUAAUAUU
Molecule: messenger RNA, 892 nt
Organism: Punica granatum (pomegranate)
Lineage: Eukaryota; Viridiplantae; Streptophyta; Magnoliopsida; Myrtales; Lythraceae
Source: RefSeq, a predicted model, not a curated record